Rattus norvegicus (Norway rat) is the source of this 2531-nucleotide messenger RNA. The record is from RefSeq and is a predicted model, not a curated record. NCBI's taxonomy places the organism in Eukaryota, Metazoa, Chordata, Mammalia, Rodentia, Muridae.
CAGCAGUUGGCCUACCAACUGCCAGAUCCACCUUUGGUCUUUAGAGCCACAGAAGGACAUCCAGUGUGAGGUUCUCCAUUUCAGUCUCUCUUGUAAAGGGCCUGACAGUCCAUAUCAUAUGGUCAUGAGCAACCUUCAAGGUACUUCUGGACCACAGGGAUCAGGAAACUGCUCAGAUGUUCCCAACUUGCCAGGGCAGUGUGUGGAACAUCUAAGCCCAGAUGCACAAGAGCAAUUCAUCCCGAAGCCCAGAGACCAAUCAGGAAGCCAGCAGCAGAGAGAUUCAGAGAAGAAAAAAGUGAAAAAAAGGUGGUCUUUCAUAACUCGAAUAUUCCACAGGGCCUCGGUGCCCCAGCACGACCAAGUUUGCACAUCCCUGCCAGUCACUAAGCGAGGAAAACUCUUUGGAAAUGAUCUUGCCGUUAUUUGUGAGGAUGGAAAUCUUCCUAAAGCAAUUCUGGAUAUGUUCUCACUUAUCAAUGAAAAAGGACCAAGCACUGACGGUAUCUUCAGGCUAUCAACCAAUAUGUCAGCAUGCCACUCCCUAAAAGACAAGCUGGAUUCUGGGACAAAGGUGAACAUGAACAAGGAAGAUGUCCACGUAGUGGCAUCUGUCUUAAAGGAGUUUCUUCGUAGUAUCCAAGGAAGUGUGUUGACAUCUAGACUGUAUGACGUAUGGCUUGGUGUCCUUGACCAAAGGAAUGAAGAGGAGAAACUAGCUGCAGUGCAGAGUGUUCCCUUAGUUGAACACAUUACAGAAAGCCGUAAGUGUUUUAGUCUUUUAGAGCAGCUGCCCCACCCAAAUGUCAUUCUCUUGAGACAACUUUUCAGAAUGUUACACAACAUAGACAGAAAUUCUGCAGUUAAUCAGAUGACCGCUUACAGUUUAUCUGUUUGCAUGGCCCCAAGUAUCCUAUGUCUGCCUAGUUCCUGCAGCUCUGGAUUAGCAAAUGACAUCUCAAAUGAGGUUUCCCUUAUAAAAUUUCUCAUUGGAAACAGUCUAAAAAUAUUUGGAGAAGACAUGGCUUUAUGCUCUCAGGCCACCUCACUGUCUUGCCCUGAUGUAGAGAAAGCAUCAUGUUCCCUAAACAAUAUAACUUACUUUGGUGAGACAGCGGACAAGGAAUAUCAAGAUAACCGCUGUCGAAGUGGGAGGUCAUGCCCUACAGGCAAGGAUUCAGUGACCAUAAGUCCAGCUGUUCCUCUUCACAAUGAGGGGACUAUAGAAUCUGAGAAACCUGUCAAAAGACAAAUGAUUACAAAACCAAUGAUUACCUGUGGCUCUGGUACCAGCCAUGACAAUGUGUGUAUGACCCCAUCCCCAUCAGCACCAAACAAGGGACACCUCUUUGGAAAGUCUCUCAAGAGUAUCUGUAAGGAUGGUAAUCUGCCUGCUCCAAUUUUGGAUAUGCUCUCUCUCAUCGAUGAAAAAGGACCAAGCACAGAAAGAAUCUUCAGAACGUUAGCUAAUAAAUCAUACCUCACCUUAAAACAAAAGCUUGACUCUGGAGAGGAAAUUAACUUGAGACAGGAAUCUGUUUAUGUUGUAGCAUCUGUCAUAAAGGAAUUUAUUAGGAAUAUCCAAGGAAGCUUACUUUGUUCUAAUCUGUAUGGAAAGUGGCUUGAUGUCCCUCAUCUAGAAUCCCAUGAUCAAAAGAUUUCUGCUAUACAAAGUCUUUUAAAACAGAUGCCAGAACCCAACGUCCUCCUUGUGAGACACCUCCUCAGUGUGCUACAUAAGAUUAAAAGUCGCGUUUCUGUUAACCACAUGACGGCUUAUGCCCUAUCAGUUCUCAUAGCUCCAAAUAUGCUUUGGAAUUCUACCCCCUUGAAAUCAGAGUUUGGGAAUGACAUCUCACAAAAGAUUGCUAUUGUAGAAAUUCUUAUUGAGAACUUUCUGGAGAUAUUUGGAGAAGAUGCCACUGUGUUUUAUGGAGAGAUCCCAAAGAGUUGCAGGGAAACAGAGAACGCUUUAGGUUUCCUGAAUACUGUUGCUGACUCUAAUAAAAUGAGGAAUGCCAGAGGUGACAAUAAGGGCAUCUGUCAUAGUGAAAAGAUGCAUCCUCACGAAUAUGAAGGAGAGAGUUUAUCUGCUUCUUAGGAAGAAGACCUCACAGAAACGACUGCAGGAGGAGGGUGGCAAGCAGCAUCUGGAUGGCCAAAUAACUUCUGGAUGAAAUUUUUUUCUCAGCAACUGAAUACUUGAAUCCCCAGGACUACAUUGAAUUUCUCUUCUUCCUUCACUUUAUUGAUUAUUCUACUAAACUCCUUUUUUUAUAACCUGUUUUACCAAUGUUUGAAGGAAUUUGUUUGGAUUUCUGCUUCUGCCCAGAAAUGAGAAUCCUGUCCCCAAACAACAUGCCACUAUCAACCAAUAGAGGCACCGAAGGAGAUUCUUCUAGAAUGUGCGACUUGAGCCUUAAGUAAGCACUUCUCAAGUCCCAUUCCUUCUGAAUGUGUCGUGUCCCCUCCCACUUACCAAUACCUAAGAAAAGCUUAAUAAUAAACAGUAUUUCUCUUUCUCCAUUUUA